Molecule: messenger RNA, 1710 nt
Organism: Anneissia japonica
Lineage: Eukaryota; Metazoa; Echinodermata; Crinoidea; Comatulida; Comatulidae
Exons: 5
Coding region: 64-1683 (539 amino acids)
Molecular function (GO): NAD+ poly-ADP-ribosyltransferase activity
Source: RefSeq, a predicted model, not a curated record
UAUCUUGUUUUGCAGAAAUGACAAUAGAAAUUUAACAGCAAGAGUUUAAAAAAAAGAAUAAUUAUGGAUCGUGAAGACGAACUUCUAAGAUCCCAAUAUCAAACUCUUAAGGAUUUAGGAUUAUUCAAUGAACCAAUAGAGCGAUAUGUUAGUAGGAACGAAGAUGAUGGGUACUUAUGUGAUACACAGCAAGAUAGUAAGCCUAAUCAAGUCGACUAUCAGGGAAGCCCAAAACGGUACGAUUCAGAGGAAUACCUCUGUGACACACAGGACAAUGCUAGGGCUUUCUAUCACUCUCCACCCCGUUCUCCAGUUAAUGAUUUCCGGUUUAAAUCUCAGCAAUCAGAUGAUGAUAAUGGUUAUACGUCACCAGACAACGAUUCUGAUAAUGACGAUGACCUACGACCACAUAGUCCAAAUCAUGCGUAUGAUUCUGACGAAAGGACUUCAUCUUUGACCCAUGCCAGACACUUUCCUCAAUCAUACACCUCACCAGAAUGCUCCCCGUUACAACCGCGGAGAAAUUCAAAAGCCACUUCAUCAUCAGUGAUUAAUGAUGACUUGGAUGAAGAGGACCUGUACAGUCCUAGUGCCGACAAUGAUCCAGCGUUUGAUGCUAAACUGAUUCACAGGGCUGUUGGUCUGGACCCUUUUCCAGUUGGAAAGACUGGUCUACCAAUUAACUGGACCGAGUCAGCUUUAGCUUUCCAUAAAGUAGUUGAACUCCAUGCUGGCAAUCUAGAAUUCAAUCAAAUAUAUUCCACUAUUGAUGAUGCUGGUAUUACUGUAGAGAAUAUCGAACGAAUUGAAAACAAAUCCCUUCUUGAUAAGUUUCUAUUGGAAAUCGAUCAUAUGAAAAAAAGAAGAAAGUGUUCUGACGAAGAUUUGAACAUCGUGUACUUGUUUCAUGGUACUUGUGCAAAAAAGGAAGUCCUUACCGAGGAAGGCCUAGAUCAAAGGCUGGCCCGCCCGGGACAUUUUGGAAGGGGGAUUUAUUUCAGUGAUAACCCUCGGAAAUGUAUGGAAUAUAUAAUGCGCAAGAAGAAAGAAGGUCAAUCCGGUUAUAUAAUCAUGUGUCGUGUUUUACUUGGUCAUGUAAAGAUAUAUGAUGAUGGCAAACAAGAUAAAACUUUACUGCGGGAGCCAGAAAUAGAGCAGAGCAAACAACGAUAUGACUCUGUCAAGGGGCGUGUUUCUGCCUACGCAGAAUAUGUUACAUACACAAACUCACGAGCUCUCCCAGAAUACUUCAUCACAGUUGAAACAAAUUCAGAUACAUACAAAAGCAACCGGUCUACUGUUAAGGAAACCAGACCAAAGAAACCCCCAGAGACACUGACUAUGCCUAAGCCCACGUCUACAUCAUCUAAAGAACCACCAACGAAAGUGAAACCUAAACCUAAACCAAAGACUGCAUUAGCAGCUACUGCUGCAGUAAGUAGCCCAACCGAUACUAAACGUAUGUCUCCUUGCCUAAACCAAACCAUAACCACUGAAGGACAGGUUAGACCUACAACAACAAGCAGUGACAUGCAUGCGAAAAGCAAGUCCACUGAUAUGCCCCUAACAUGGGGUAAAAUUACUGACGACGAAUUUGAAAACAAAAUCGCAAAACUUCGUGCAACUUUGCGGAAGAAGAAAAUGGGAAAUGCUUCCCCAAAAGCAGGUGAUUUUACACCAUGAAACACAUUUUAGUCAGUAAGGUAUCCA